AUGUUUCAUCCAUAUUUAAUGGCUGCAGCUGCACAAGCAAAUGCUGCUGGUUCAUCAACAGAUAAAUCAUCAGAUGGACAGAAUCUACUUACUUCUAAUCCAUAUGGUGGUGCACCUUCACCAUUUUCUGGUUUCAAUCCAGGUAUGCCUUUUCCUUCAUUAUAUCCACCUGGUAUGGGUAAUCAAUCAUUUCGUCCCAAUCUUUUCAAUCCAUUUGGUAUACCUAUUCCGGCACCUGGCGUUCGACCACCACAAGCUCCAUCCGCAUCAUCAUCUUCUUCAUCAUCUUCUAAUCGUCAUCAUCAGAAUUAUGAUGGGUCUCCUCGAAAUCUCAGUGUUCUUCUAGAUGCACAACGUCCAAAGAAACCUCAUAUAAAAAAACCUUUAAAUGCAUUUAUGCUUUAUAUGAAAGAACAACGUGCACGUGUUAUUGAAGAAUGUACAUUAAAAGAAUCAUCAGCUAUAAAUAAAGUUCUUGGACAAAAAUGGAAAGAAUUACCUCGAGCUGAACAAGAUAGAUAUUAUGAAUUAGCAAAAGAAGAACGUAAUCGUCAUAUGCAAUUAUAUCCUGGUUGGUCAGCACGAGAUAAUUAUGGUUUAAAAAAGAAACGACAAUCAAGUGGUCAUACACCUGUAUUAAAUAAUUCACAUAAGAAAGCACCAAGAGAAAAUAAUUCUAUGGUUAAUAGUCCAGGACAUUUAAAUCAUGGUAGUCCGCAUCGUUAUGGUCAACAACAUCAUUUAAUCAAUAGUCCACAUAUGAAUUCAAAUAAAAAUCCAAUGCAAUUAGAGAAUGAUUGUCUAAAUCAAAAGAAAUGUCGAGCAAGAUUUGGAUUAGAAGGUCAAAGUCAAUGGUGUAAACAUUGUCGACGAAAGAAAAAAUGUACAAGAUUUCUUGAAGAAGAUAUGUCAAACCAUGCUAAUAAUAAUAAUAUGAAUAGUUAUCAUAAUCCAUCAAUGAAUACUCAUGGAAGAAAUAAUGGUAAUCCAUCAUUAAUUAAUUCACCACGAACAAAUCAAUCGGAUGAUGAUGAUGAUGAUGAUUCGGUAAAUGAACCUGAUGGUGAUGAUAUAUUAUCUCGACAAGUUGAUACAAUUGAAGAUGAUGAUGACGAAGAUGAGGAUGAUGAUGAAGAUGACAGUGAUGAAGAAAAUAAACAACAACAUCAUCAUCAACAACCUGUUUCACUUGUUUAUAAACCAAUUCCAUCAAAAAUUGAUUCUCAUCAACACCAAUUUCAACCACCACCACCUGCACAUUUAUAUCAACCUUCAACAUUACCAUCUCAUUUUACACCUAACUUUCAUUAUUAA
Messenger RNA from Adineta steineri, 1314 nucleotides. Lineage: Eukaryota; Metazoa; Rotifera; Eurotatoria; Adinetida; Adinetidae. The record is from the annotation of a GenBank genome assembly.